Magallana angulata is the source of this 3253-nucleotide messenger RNA. RefSeq lists its product as uncharacterized. Lineage: Eukaryota; Metazoa; Mollusca; Bivalvia; Ostreida; Ostreidae. Bases 77 to 3253 code for a protein of 1058 amino acids. The transcript has 6 exons. The record is from RefSeq and is a predicted model, not a curated record.
CCAUUUUUAGCAUGUGUAUAUAUUUUCAAAAUUUCAUGGCAUAAUUUCAUGUGAAAAUCACUACAGUAUUAUCAGUAUGGCAUCUGGUGGAAAACCCAUACCCAUAGUUGACGAGGAGGAAAGUGAAGAGGAGACUGUUCUUUCAGAGGAAGAACCAAGAUUUCGUAAACGUUCUGACAUCAUAGAUCAGCUCAUGAACCGUAUUGAGGACGCCCUUCUGGACGCAGCAGACACCAUAUCACGAGCAAGUGGUUCCGAAGGAUCCCGAUCACAGAGUAGAAGUUCUGUCAGUGAAAUGUCAAAGUCUCGUGUUCUGUUAAGACAGAAGGCAGAAGCAGAAAAAGCUAAAUUAGCUUUCGUCAGACAGCAAGUUGACCUUCAAACCGAGAAGUCAAAAAUUGAAGGACAAAUACAAAUUCUGAAUCAAACGUGUUCAGCAGCAAUCGCGGAUGCAGAAGCCAAAGUGUUCGAAAGAGAAGAAAGUGAAACCAAAAGUGAAAGAAAUUCCAUCUUAGAUGAACUACCCAAAGACAGAGGUCAGCGUGUUGCAGAUUAUGUGGAAAGUGUUUCUCGAGAUCAAGAAUCAAGUGUUAGAUCACAUGUGAACCCAAAAAUCGUUCAACCAAUUCCCUCAAGUUAUAACUUUGAUGUUCCUUUAAGGAGGAUUCAGUGGAAACUUAACUUUAAUGAUGAACCAGAGGCUUACAACGCAUGGAAACUAAACUUUACCUCAAUCAUAAAGGACCUGCAGAUUUCAGAAUUCGAGGAACUUAAGUUACUUGUGAGAUGGCUAGGACCGGAGUCCUCUAAACAUGCAGCGGACAUCCAACAAGCAAACGCCGGAAAUCCUGGAAGGGGACUACAUCAGAUUUGGGCAAGAUUAGAUGAGAGAUAUGGGGCAAUCGAACUCAUCGAUGAUUCAUUAAAAUCGAAGUUGGCCGCUUUUCCGCAACUUAUGAUAAAGGACCCUAAAGAACUUUACAAACUGUCUGAUCUACUGACACAAGUGGAUGGUGUGAAGAAGAACCCUAAAUAUUCAGCAGCAUUAUCCUAUUAUGACACCUCUCUUGGAAUUGCACCAAUAGUAAGCAAACUUCCUUAUCAAUGGAGAGAAAAAUGGAUCAACAAGGCCUCAGAAUAUAAGGAGCGUCAUAGUGUUCCAUACCCACCAUUUACAUACUUUGUGAAAUUUAUACAAGACUUAUGUCGUGUGAGAAAUGACCCUGGAUUUCAGUUUAGUGAACCAACAAAGAAAGAGACUAAAACCAAAAACACUGGACAGAUUCGUUCAAGAAAAACUGAUGUUAAGCCUAGCAAGUCAACAGGACAAAGAAAAUCAUGCUUUUUAGAACAUAGAGUUGAAUCCAAUCAUAAUAUCAAAGACUGUCGCAAGUUUCGUACCCUUCCUAUCGGUUCAAGGAAAAAGCUUCUCAAGGAAAAUGGAAUUUGCUUUAGAUGUUGUGAUUCCAAAGAACACUUAGCAAGAGACUGUAAUGUGAAAUUAAAGUGUGACAUGUGUCAAAGUGACAGACAUUGUGGUGCCUUACAUGUUAACAGUUCCCAGGGCGGGGAGGAUAAGGAAAAUUCGCAUGGCGGGGAGAACAGUAUAUCAUCUUUUACAACUAACUGUACUCAAGUCUGCUCACCCGCAUUCAGUGGCAAAUCUUGUGCAAAGAUUAUUUUAGUGAACAUUUUUCCAGUUGGCCGUGAAGAUUUAAAGAAAAGAGCAUAUGUGAUUCUUGACGACCAAAGCAGCAGGACACUUGCGAAGUCAUCAUUCUUUGACAAGUUCGGAAUCAAGGGACAAGAAAUUUCAUAUACAUUGUCAUCAUGCUGUGGUUCGGCCAUGGUCUCUGGGAGACAAGCCUUUGAUUUCGUUGUAUCUUCAAUACAGAGUGGCGAACAAAUACACUUACCAUCAAUUAUUGAAUGUGAUGACAUCCCUGUUUCAUACGAGGAGAUUCCAACCCCAGCUAGCUACUGUACCACACUGUAUCCCACUGUACCCCACAGUACAGAGCCACUGUACUCCACUGUACUCCACUGGACAGCACAGUACCUACCCACUGACCAGCACUACUUGGAGUCUGAGAUCCCACCAAUAGACGAUAAAGCAGAAGUGAUUCUUAUUGGACGGGAUGUUCCCAGUGCUCAUCAUGUGCUGGAACAAAAGAUUGAUAAACUAAACCUACCUUUCGCACAGCGACUUCCCUUAGGCUGGGCCGUUAUAGGAGAAUGUUGCCUAGGUAGACUUUCUCAGAUCUUUGAACGCACCAAAGACGAUAACAUUCCAGGAAUGUCAAUCGAGGACAGAGAAUUCUUAGAAAUCAUGAAGAAAAAGUGUCAUAAAGAUGAGAAAGGACAUUGGUCAGCUCCGUCACCAUUCAAGUUAAACAGAAAUAGACUACCUAACAACAGAGAACAAGCGUUGAAAAGGACUUAUUCACUGCUGAAAACUUUUAAGCGUGAUCCUGUGAAAAUGAACUUAGCCAUAAAGUUUAUGGAAAAUGUGUUUGAUAAUGGAUUUGCAGAGGAAGCUCCAGAGGUCCAAGAGGGAGAAGAAUGUUGGUAUCUUCCCAUAUUCCCAGUAUUCCAUCCAAAAAAGCCCAACAAGGUCCGUAUGGUUUUUGACUCUUCAGCCAUUUAUCAAGGACAUUCCUUGAACUCUUCCUUACUUCAAGGACCGGAUCUUACUAACAAUCUACUCGGCGUACUUUUGCGUUUUCGUAAGGAGCGUGUCGCCAUCACUGGAGAUAUAGAACAGAUGUUUCAUAUGUUUCACAUUAAUGAAGAACACAGAAAUUUCGUUCGUUUCAUAUGGUUUAGAGACAAUGAUCCUACCAAGUCUCUUCAAGACUACAGAAUGUGUGUACAUCUAUUCGGGAAUUCACCGUCACCCGCUGUCGCCACAUAUUGUCUCCACAAAUGUGUAGAAGAACCUUGUGAUAGUGAUGUGAAAUAUUAUGUUACAAGAAACUUCUAUGUUGAUGAUGGACUGUCGUCUUACGAUACAGACAAUGAAGCUUUAGAUAUUUUGUUAAGAACACAGAAAAUUCUAAGAGAUAGAGGUAAAAUUAGAUUUCACAAAUUUGCCUCCAACAGCCAAAUUGUUAUGGAUGCUUUGCCACCAGAGGAUAGAGCAAAGGAUUUAAGCGAUGUACAUUUAGAUCUACAUACAACUCCUGCACAGAGUAGUUUGGGCUUAAUCUGGAAUUUAUCACUAGAUGCUUUCAUCUUCUCAACAGAUCUCUAA